GUGCGAGUGUGCGCGGGGGCGCGCGCGCGCGAGAGUCCGGGAGGAGGCUCCGGAGCGAGUCGGUCCUCGCGGCUCAGCCCGCUGCCCCGCGCCCCAUGUGAGCGAACCGGGGAGCCAGCGGCGCAGGGGAGGGCGAGGCAUGUGCACGGGCCGGGGGGUGCUGCCGCCGCCCGAGGAAGAGGAGGACGGCGGCGGCGAGGAGAGCGGGGGGCUCGCGGCGGCGGGCUCGGGCCGAGGGGAUGCAGCGGACUGUGUGUGUCCGGCAGUAGCUGACGCGAGGCGGCGAGGAGGCGCUGGAGAUCUGCGAGAAGGGCGACCGGGCGGCGGCGGCGGCGGCGGCCGCGAGAAGUAGCAGCAGGACGGGCGGCGGCGGCGGAGACGGCAGCCCUGAAAUGCAUUUUCUUCUCCAGCGGCCAUGUUAACCAGGAAACCUUUGGCCGCCGCUCCCGCCGCCUACCCGAGCGGCCGAGGAGGGGACAGCGCCGUUCGUCAGCUUCAGGCCUCCCCGGGGCUCGGAACGGGCCCACCCCGGAGCGGAGUGGGGACCGGCCCGCCCUCCCCCAUCGCCCUGCCGCCCCUCCGGGCCAGCAACGCUGCCGCCGCAGCCCACACGAUUGGUGGCAGUAAGCACACGAUGAAUGAUCACCUCCAUGUCGGCAGCCAUGGCCACGGACAGAUCCAGGUGCAGCAGCUGUUUGAGGAUAACAGUAACAAGCGGACAGUGCUCACGACACAACCUAAUGGGCUUACAACAGUGGGCAAAACGGGGUUGCCGGUGGUGCCAGAGCGGCAGCUGGACAGCAUCCAUCGGCGGCAGGGGAGCUCCACCUCUCUGAAGUCUAUGGAAGGCAUGGGGAAGGUGAAGGCCACCCCCAUGACGCCUGAACAAGCAAUGAAGCAAUACAUGCAAAAACUGACCACCUUUGAACACCACGAGAUUUUCAGCUACCCUGAAAUAUACUUCUUGGGUCCAAAUGCAAAGAAGCGCCAGGGCAUGACAGGUGGGCCCAACAACGGUGGCUAUGAUGAUGACCAGGGAUCAUAUGUGCAAGUGCCCCAUGAUCAUGUGGCUUACAGGUACGAGGUCCUCAAGGUCAUUGGGAAGGGAAGCUUUGGGCAGGUGGUCAAGGCCUAUGAUCACAAAGUCCACCAGCACGUGGCCCUGAAGAUGGUGCGGAACGAGAAGCGCUUCCACCGGCAGGCAGCGGAGGAGAUCCGGAUCCUGGAACACUUGCGGAAGCAGGACAAGGACAACACCAUGAACGUCAUCCACAUGCUGGAGAAUUUCACCUUCCGCAACCACAUCUGCAUGACGUUCGAGCUGCUGAGCAUGAACCUCUAUGAGCUCAUCAAGAAGAAUAAGUUCCAGGGCUUCAGCCUGCCUUUGGUUCGAAAGUUUGCCCACUCCAUUCUGCAGUGCUUGGAUGCUUUGCACAAAAACAGAAUAAUUCACUGUGACCUUAAGCCCGAGAACAUUUUACUAAAGCAGCAGGGUAGAAGUGGUAUCAAAGUGAUCGAUUUUGGCUCCAGUUGUUACGAGCAUCAGCGUGUCUACACGUACAUCCAGUCCCGUUUUUACCGGGCUCCGGAAGUGAUCCUUGGCGCCAGGUACGGCAUGCCCAUCGAUAUGUGGAGCCUGGGCUGCAUUUUAGCAGAGCUCCUGACCGGGUACCCCCUCUUGCCUGGGGAAGACGAAGGGGACCAGCUGGCCUGUAUGAUUGAGCUGUUGGGCAUGCCCUCCCAGAAACUGCUGGAUGCGUCUAAACGAGCCAAAAAUUUCGUGAGCUCCAAGGGUUAUCCCCGGUACUGCACUGUCACGACUCUCUCAGACGGCUCUGUGGUUCUCAACGGAGGCCGUUCCCGGAGAGGAAAACUGAGGGGCCCACCAGAGAGCAGAGAGUGGGGGAAUGCACUGAAGGGGUGUGAUGAUCCCCUUUUCCUUGACUUCUUGAAACAGUGUUUAGAAUGGGAUCCUGUGGUCCGCAUGACCCCUGGCCAGGCUUUGCGGCACCCCUGGCUGAGGAGGCGGUUGCCAAAGCCUCCGGUGGGGGAGAAGACGGCGGUGAAGAGGAUAACCGAGGGCUCUGGUGCUAUCACUUCCAUUUCCAAGUUACCUCCACCUUCCAGCUCCGCUUCCAAACUGAGGACUAAUUUGGCACAGAUGACAGAUGCCAAUGGGAAUAUUCAGCAGCGGACAGUCUUGCCAAAACUUGUUAGCUGAGCUGAGUCCCCCGAUGCUGGUAAUCUGAAAGAUACAAUGUUGCUGAGCCUUAUUGGGUUGAAAAGGAGUAGCUCAGACCUGUUUUUAUUUGCUCAAUAACUCGACUCAUUUGUAUCUCUUCAGCACUUAUUUUAAUGUAAGAAAGUUGUUUUGUUUUUAUAAAAUACAUGGGGACAAUG
Molecule: messenger RNA, 2400 nt
Organism: Molossus molossus (Pallas's mastiff bat)
Lineage: Eukaryota; Metazoa; Chordata; Mammalia; Chiroptera; Molossidae
Gene: DYRK2
Product: dual specificity tyrosine phosphorylation regulated kinase 2
Exons: 3
Coding region: 416-2221 (601 amino acids)
Biological process (GO): peptidyl-threonine phosphorylation; peptidyl-serine phosphorylation
Cellular component (GO): nucleus
Molecular function (GO): protein serine/threonine kinase activity; protein serine/threonine/tyrosine kinase activity; ATP binding
Source: RefSeq, a predicted model, not a curated record